Messenger RNA from Ictalurus furcatus (blue catfish), 5209 nucleotides. RefSeq names its product kinesin light chain 2-like. Gene Ontology annotation, cellular component: membrane-bounded organelle; cytoplasm; kinesin complex. Bases 1252 to 3126 code for a protein of 624 amino acids. Gene Ontology annotation, molecular function: kinesin binding. NCBI's taxonomy places the organism in Eukaryota, Metazoa, Chordata, Actinopteri, Siluriformes, Ictaluridae. The transcript has 12 exons. The record is from RefSeq and is a predicted model, not a curated record. Gene Ontology annotation, biological process: microtubule-based movement.
AUGUGAAUAAAGUGCUGCUAACUAGCUGUAGUGUUAGCUGAAGCGUCUGAUUAAACUGUUAGUUGAUGAUGAAGUGUGUGUGUGAGGUCUAAAAGCUAGCUUUUAGGCUAAAAACAUUAGCUAGCUUGGUCGACAUUUUCUGCUGAGACAUGUUUCUAUUAUCUAUCUUGCGUGUAUAUGUAUUGCACUGAAAUAUGUAUGUAUAUAUGUAUAAAUAAAGCAGGAUGUUGUUUGAAUUUGUGACGUCAGUGAUAUUGGUAUGAAUUGUAGGUAUUAUACCCGUUUAUAUAGCAGUAAAUAAAUAAAUCAGCACUGCUGAUGAUGCUGACGCUCUGAUGCUGAUGCGCCACGGUCACCUUCAUGAAUCCUGUAAGGCAUCUCAUUUCAUUUCAUCUCAUAUUUCCCGAGAUCUGAGGGUCAGCUGUGGUUAUAUACGAGUUGGAAUCCAGGUAAGGGAGUGAUGUGAGGUAUAAAAGGUUGUUUGGUUGCGGUUCAGAGUCUUGCUGCAUUGCAGGGUGUGGGGAUGGAGGCAGGAGGGAGACACCUAGAGGCUGCGCAGAGAAGCGCAGCUCUGAAGGAAAUCCUUUUGUUUUUAUUUGUAUUUUUUUAUUUUACUUACAAAUUCUGCGUACUCAGGAUCUUGGUGGUGUUCAGCACGUUUGCCUCACAACUCCAGGAAGAUAUUUGCAUGCACUGCAUCUGGUCUUGCGUCUACAGCGAGCAGAGCGGAGAGCGUGCUGGUCCCAGUGUGAUUUCUACUCCACCAAACAUGCACUUUGCCACAGAAGAGCAGUACUGACUCUGGGAGGAGAGUGAUGAUGAUGUAACACAACCCCUGAUGGAUUCGUGACCUCCAGAGUUUCUGUUUCACUCUUUCGCUUUCCUGUGUUUCCGCCCAUCCAUCCUGCUUUAAAAUGCCUGAUGUGAACAGGCCCAGAAUCUCAUUAUGGUUUGUUACAGAGCUAAACUUGAUGUUCCCCAGAGGACAGGCAAUCUAAUCUCGUCAGAGCUGGGCCUGGAAAUGUGAUAUUUGAGCUGAAUGUCACUUGAAUUAAUUUAAUAAGCAUCAAAAUAAAUAAAGGAUAUGCUCGGGUUAUUUGUGUUAUGUAGAGUCAGACAGAGCGUGUGUUUUUUUUUUUUGGUUGGUUUUGCUAUUAAGCUGUGUUCAGGAGAUCUAGAUAUGUAUCUACAUCCUGUCUCGUUCUCUUUGUCUCUCCAGCGGCUGUUUGCGAGCGUGAGCGGUCUCAGGCCAUGUCCACUAUGGUGUACCCGAGGGAGGAGGCUCUGGAGCGGCUGAGUCAGGAUGAGAUCGUGCUGAACACGAAGGCGGUGAUUCAGGGGCUGGAGACACUGCGAGGAGAGCACGCUCAGCUCCUCAACUCCCUGCUGGACUGCACUCCUCCCCCCGCCGCACAGGAGAAGUCUGGCCUGCUCCGCAAGAGCCUGGAGGCCAUCGAGCUGGGCCUGGGGGAGGCGCAGGUGAUCAUCGCACUGUCUGGUCACCUGAGCGCCGUGGAGUCGGAGAAGCAGAAGCUGCGUGCUCAGGUGCGGCGUCUGUGCCAGGAGAACCAGUGGCUGCGGGACGAGCUGGCCAGCACCCAGCACAAGCUGCAGAAGAGCGAGCAGAACGUGGCCCAGCUCGAGGAGGAGAAGAAGCACCUCGAGUUCAUGAACCAGAUACGCAAGUUCGACGACGACGCCACGCCCUCCGAGGAAAAAUCCGGAGAAAAAGAAAAGGACAGCCUGGACGAUCUGUUCCCCAACGACGAUGAUCACGGACCAGCCCAGCGCAGCGGCGAGGCAGCAGCACAGCAGGGAGGAUACGAGAUCCCGGCUCGGCUCAGGACGCUGCACAACCUGGUGAUCCAGUACGCCUCCCAGGGAAGGUACGAGGUGGCUGUGCCGCUGUGCAAACAAGCUCUGGAGGACCUGGAGAAGACCUCGGGCCACGACCACCCCGACGUCGCUACCAUGCUCAACAUCCUCGCGCUCGUCUACAGGGAUCAGAACAAGUACAAAGAAGCGGCGCACCUGCUGAACGAUGCUCUGGCAAUCCGCGAGAAGACCCUCGGGAAGGACCACCCCGCCGUGGCCGCCACCCUCAACAACCUGGCCGUGCUGUACGGCAAGAGGGGCAAAUACAAGGAAGCCGAACCUCUGUGCAAGAGGGCGCUGGAGAUCAGAGAGAAGGUUUUGGGGAAGUACCACCCCGACGUGGCGAAGCAGCUGAAUAACCUGGCGCUGCUGUGUCAGAACCAGGGAAAGUACGAGGAGGUGGUGUACUACUACAGCCGCGCACUCGAGAUCUACGAGAGCAAGCUGGGGGCCGACGACCCCAACGUGGCCAAGACCAAAAACAACCUGGCCACGUGCUACCUGAAGCAAGGCAAGUUUAUGGACGCCGAGGCGCUGUACAAGGAGAUCCUGACCCGUGCCCACGAGAAGCAGUUCGGCUCCGUCAACAACGACAACAAGCCCAUAUGGAUGCACGCCGAAGAGAGAGAGGAGAGCAAGGGCAAGAAGAAGGACUCUGGUCCGUACGGUGAGUACGGCAGCUGGUACAAGGCCUGCAAAGUGGACAGUCCCACAGUCACUAACACACUGAGGAGCCUGGGGGCGCUGUAUCGCCGGCAGGGCAAGCUGCAGGCCGCCGAGACUCUGGAAGAUUGUGCUACAAAGAACCGCAAACAGGGCAUCGAUGCGAUUAACCAGAGUAAGGUGGUGGAGCUGCUGAAAGACGGCACCCCUGCUGGAGAUAAGCGGCACGGCAGGGAGGGGCCGAACGGUUCUGGAGGUCCUCGUGACUCUGAGGGAGACGAGGCUGAGUGGAGCGGGGACGGGAGCGGCUCUCUGCGGCGCAGCGGCUCCUUCGGGAAGAUCCGAGACGCUCUGAGACGCAGCAGCGAGAUGCUGGUGAAGAAACUGCAGGGCAGCGGCCCGCAAGAGCCUCGCAACCCGGGGAUGAAGAGGGCGAGCUCUUUGAACUUCCUCAACAAGAGUGUAGAGGAGACCUCACAGGUGAGCACGUGGACGUGGACACACACACACGCAUACAGUUUUGUGUGUUGUAAGGAUGACGCUUCUUCAGAGCUUCACGAACCUAUAUUCUGUGUUUUCAGGAAGUAAACAGUGGCCUGUCAGAAUGUCGAGGACUGAGCACCAGCAACGUGGACCUUUCAAGACGAAGCUCCCUGAUUGGUUAGAGAGUGCGGUCGGGGUUAUUAAAGAGGAGCGGAGCAAAGCAGACACGCUGUUUGCGUUGUGCAUUCAAAUCAGAACAAUGUUAUGUUAUGUCAUUUAAAAAAAAAAAAAAAAUUCCACCAGUCUUUAGUUUGACAGCCAGUGCGCUACCAAAUAGCUGUGUCUGCUUUGCUUUGUUAAACUGCACUGAUCAGACUGUUGACGCACAGCGGGUAGAGAGAUAGAGAUAGAGUUCCAGUUCACCGCCCUCAGUUCUUUCAGUCCACGGCCAGCCUGUUUUCCUGAAAAUCCAACCAUGCGGUUAACGCAAUACAGCAUGCUGCUUACUCCACUGGACGCGUGUCUGCAUUCGAGACCCUUACUCGCAUCUCCGAGACAUGGCAUGGUUUAAAAAAAAGGUUAUACAUCAUAUAAGGAAUGGUUAGUAUGUGUAACUGCAAGCAUUAACUUUAACUAUCUGUGAUCAGAAUGUUUUGUACUUGACUAGAGGCACAGAUAAUGCUGAUGUGGCUCCUCACACCCAAAAAAAUCACGAGUGGUACGAAGCUGGUGUGUUUCGUCAUGGAUGAACAAAAUGCCAGGAUGGAAAUGUGUUUUUUUUUUUUUUUUAAAUUUUAUUUAUUUUAAGUAAAGCGCUGAAAUGAACAGAAAGUAGUGUUGUGGUUGAGGUAAAGCCUCUCUUUUGCCUUCCUGUUGUUGUUUUUUUUCUUCUCCUUUCUGUAUAUACAGGUUUAACUUAUUGAAAUUGUUGUUUCCUUCUUUGUAAAUAACCACACAUGGUUUUGUUUACAUAGUAGGAAGUAGAUGACUUGAUGAAGUAGAUGAACUGUUAAAGAAACACUGGGCUUUGUUGCUUGUUUCACAUGCCGUGUGAACAGAAGAGCUCUCGAAGGAUGCUGAAACUGGACCCAAGUCGUGUUCUGCUGAUUAUUUUGACAUUGUCCGUUAAUUUCCGAGUCUUGGUUAACGCCAGAAUUGUAUGAUGAAGUCAGAGUUUGUAUAUAAGUGUGUGUGUGUGUGUGUGUGUGUGUGGUUAUUUUUGCGGUACAAAACACCAUCAUGUAGCGUAUACGAGUUUGUGGUUUGGUUCGAUUUAUUUGCUCCAAACAGUGAUUGAUCUUUGAUUAGAACAUAUCUUCACUACGUUCGCUAAUUCAGCGUGCUCGUAAUUAUUUAUGCGUUUAUGUAAGAGCCAAAACAAAGAAGUCCUACAUCGCUGGCUUAUGUACUGUAUUCUUGUGUUGUGGUUGUCGGGCACGCAGCAGUGUUAUUGUACCUGCUGUGUCACUUGAGAGUUGGAUUUGACUGAACGAUUAGGGGAAAUGGAAAUUUUGUAUUAAAGGUGCAGUUUGUAAUCUUUUUUUGUGUGUGUAGAAGUGUUUCUACUAUAUUCAUAUAAACUCAGUUAUCUGUGAUGCAAAAUAAAUAUCUUUGUCAGGCUUCUAAUGACAUUUUUCUGGCCCUGAAAUUGACCCCGCCCCCAGAUAAACAUUGCCCUGCCCCUUCCAAGGCCUCACAGUGGUGUACAUAGUGUUAUACUACAGCGCUGUAGAAUUCUCAAAUCGGAACUUUUCUGUAACAUGGUACUUCCAGCUGUAAUUCAAAUCCCAGGAUUAUAUUAAUACGCUUGUUCUAAUAAGUCAUCGUUUCUAUAGUAACGGCUUGUUUACAGAGACCCGUGAACAAGCCGUUACUGCGUAGUUUAAGGCUAGUAAUGAAUGAAUGGAUUAAAACAUGUCGUUUUAGUAAGAGCAACAUGUAAUCGUUGAUAUUGUGUAGCUUUCUGUGUGGAGACAUUUUAUGGAAGGAGUCUCCAGUGUCGGUACGUUUUCCUCCAUGGGAAAGUCUUCAGGACCGAGGAACCGCUUUUUCGGUUUGUUUCUACCGCAAUUGACCUCGAACGAGAGGCCGAUGAAGGGGGUGUUCGCAUCACCUCGCAGCCAGCAGAGGGCGCUGAAAUAAAAUGACAAACUGCUCCUUUAAAUACACAACCAUCUCUUUUGGCUGA